GCACGUGCCUCAUUAGAGUCCCACUCAUUCCCUCGCUGUCGCCGGGCUCUCCUGAGGUCCUCUAGUCGGCUUCCGAAUCGAUCAUGUUUGGGGGUCUCUCGUCGGAGGUGCAGCCCCUGCAGGGGGGAAGCGAGCUCGUCCAGCCAGCGCCGCCCGGGCCGCCCCCCGGUGCCGCCCCCGAGGACCCGCUCGAGAAGGUGAAGCGCCCCAUGAACGCCUUCAUGGUGUGGUCCAGCGCCCAGCGGCGCCGGAUGGCCCAGGAGCAUCCCAAGAUGCACAACUCGGAGAUCUCCAAGCGGCUGGGCGCCCUCUGGAAGCGGCUGGCCGACGGCGAGAAGCGGCCCUUCAUCGACGAGGCCAAGCGGCUGCGGGCGCGCCACAUGAAGGACUACCCGGACUACAAGUACCGGCCCCGGCGCAAGGGCGCCAAAGCCCGCGACAAGAGCCUGGCCGCUCCGCGCUGCUCCUGGGCUGCCUACGCCCCCCGGCAGGCCGCCCCCGCCGCCGCGGGCCCCCCUGGCUACGCCCCCGGAGCCCCUCGCUACGACCUUCCCUGCGCUGCCGCCGCCGCCGCCGCCUACGGGAGCUGCACGACGCCCUACAGCCUGGCCUAUGGCGCCCCGUCGCCCCCUGUGAUGGCCACGAUGGCGAAGCUGGAGCAGCCGCUGGGCGACUUCCACGAGAUGAUGGCUGCCUACGGCCUGCAGGGCUGCGAUGUUGCCGACGAGACGUCCCCCGCCUACUGCCUCGCCCAGCCCCACUACCAGCCCUUGGGGUUCAACAGCACAGCCCCCCUGACCCACCUCUAAGGGCGGCGGCGGCGGCGGCGGAGGAGAGACUGUUGCCACAUGCGGGCAUGGCAACGUGUGUACAAACUGGGGGGUGGGGGUUGGCAUAGUCGCGGGUUUUUUCCAUGCAAGGCCAGGGGAGUGUGUCAGAUGAAGGAAACGGUGUGAGUCUGUGUGUGUCGAGAGUGUCAGCAGAGGAGGGGGGGACCAUGCAGAGGAGCUUGCAGGAUGAGCCCCUCUCUGGAGCCCAGCUUGAGGGGGUGUUGUGGGGGAAAGGGGGACUCUGUUUGGCAACAGGGGUUGCUGUUGCUGUUGCGACUAAUUUUUUAAACACGUUUAAAAUGACAAUAAACCUUAUUUGCAGAAACAGCCUGCCAAAUGGA
Molecule: messenger RNA, 1171 nt
Organism: Hemicordylus capensis (graceful crag lizard)
Lineage: Eukaryota; Metazoa; Chordata; Lepidosauria; Squamata; Cordylidae
Gene: SOX15
Product: SRY-box transcription factor 15
Exons: 2
Coding region: 84-809 (241 amino acids)
Biological process (GO): regulation of DNA-templated transcription; cell differentiation; anatomical structure morphogenesis
Molecular function (GO): RNA polymerase II cis-regulatory region sequence-specific DNA binding; DNA-binding transcription factor activity, RNA polymerase II-specific
Source: RefSeq, a predicted model, not a curated record